AUGGCCUUCUGCGGGUCGACGUGCCCAGCCCCUAAGUCCAUCACCGUGGAGGCAUUGCCGGUGGACUCGUCCAGCAUCGUCUGGCCCCGGUUGUCCUUUGUAUACGCAGUCGUCAUCAAGGCCGACUUGAUCGCCGCCGGGCUCCAGCCCGGGUGCGCCGCCUUGAGAAGCGCUGCCAGGCCGGAGACAUGCGGGCACGCCAUGGACGUCCCUGACAGGAUAUUGAACUCCGUCCGCCGGCCGUCAGCGGAGAUCCCCGCAGGCCCCACGCCGUCCGGCCAGGCUGCCAAGAUGUUGAGCCCCGGGGCGACGACGUCGGGCUUCAAGAUCUCGGGCGACUGCGGAUUGGGCCCACGCGCAGAGAAGGACGCCACCACCGGCGCCGGCCGCACCCCCAACCGGGUGCCGCGGAACACGAUCGUCGCCGUGGGUGCGCGCUUGGGUGGCGGCGAGUCCGCGAUGUAG
This is a messenger RNA of Spirodela intermedia, 465 nucleotides long. NCBI's taxonomy places the organism in Eukaryota, Viridiplantae, Streptophyta, Magnoliopsida, Alismatales, Araceae. The record is from the annotation of a GenBank genome assembly.